Melanotaenia boesemani (Boeseman's rainbowfish) is the source of this 2527-nucleotide messenger RNA. It is a transcript of the gene msantd4, whose product is annotated as Myb/SANT-like DNA-binding domain containing 4 with coiled-coils. The transcript is spliced from 6 exons. Bases 262 to 1572 code for a protein of 436 amino acids. Lineage: Eukaryota; Metazoa; Chordata; Actinopteri; Atheriniformes; Melanotaeniidae. The record is from RefSeq and is a predicted model, not a curated record.
UGUUUUCACUAUAUGUUCCAGAUAAUGCUUUUUUUGAGGUGGUGGUGAGAUAACAUUAUACAUCCGCAUGUGAUUACGAAAUUGUGUUGUGCUUCGUUGGUCAGGUAAAACACACUCCAAGCCUAAUGAUCCUCGAAUAAUUCGUUAAGCUCAGUAGUAAUGUUUCAUGGGAUAUUACAGGACAAAAUCUGCAUGCACCACGUCAUUGAGUAUGCAAACUUGUGCUUAUGAAGGAGGACAACAGAAUCUUUUCAGCCUGUGAUGCUUCUCAGACCACCUGAGAGCCACCUGAUCAGGAAAUUAAAGCUGGAUUUCCUGCAGGUAAAGCAUCUGAAGAGAAAGAGAAAGAGCAACUACAGCGUGAGGGAAACACAGACUCUCAUCAGGGAGAUCCAUAAGAGGAAAGACGUGUUGUUUUCCAGACAGCAGAACACAGCAGUUAAUGAGCUGAAGAGGCAGGCAUGGGAGGAAGUGGCACAAAGUGUGAAUGCGCUGGGGGAGGGAGAGUUGCGCACUGCCGCUGAGGUGAAGCGUCGUUACUUGGACUGGCGAGCCCUGACGAAGAAAAAGCAGAUAAAGGCUGAGCUUGCCCUGUCUUCUUCAUCCUCCUCUAUGGCCAUGAAGAUGGAGUAUGAUCAGUCCUCCCCUGAGCAUGAGGCAGCCUCUCUGGAGUCUGGGUGUGACCAGCUGCUUGACCUCUCAGGCUUCCCAAAGGACUGUCAGUGUGACUGGCCGGAGCUAGCAGCUCUCAGCGAGCCGAGCAGUCACUCAGCGAUGGCACAUCAGAGUGUGAAGAUGGAGGAUGACAUUAGUGAAUACAGAAUGGAUGGUGAUGCUGGAGAUGGAGAAGUGGAUGAGGAUGAUAUUCCCUCUAUCCUCAGUGAAAUUGAGUCACGUGGAGAGGGGCAUGCUGGUGACAUUUACCCCCACAAUGACCUGGGCAUGCUUAGCUCCUCCAAGGAUCCAACCUCUACGACCAACAGAGAUCUACUGCUGGCUGGUGGCUUGAUGGGAAUCCCGGCUCAUGGUCUGGGUGGAUUUAGUGAUCAUGAGAACGUAGGAGCUGGAUUUCUUGUUGCAGUUGAGAAACAGCGAUUGGAGCUGGAAAAGCAGCGGCUUGCUGUGGAGACCGAACGCCUGGCUGUGGAGAAAGAGCGGCUGGCGGUGGAGAAGGAGCGACUUCACCAGAUGGAAGUGGAGAGAGAACGACUGCACCUGGAGAGGGAGCGGUUACAGGUGGAGAGAGAAAGGCUGAGGAUCCUGCUGGUCAGCCAACAAGAGCAUGCUGACUCCUCUUUUAACCUGCCACCACAACAAGGCCCACCAUCAUCUUCCACUUCGUUACCCUCGAAUCACAAUGGACAGGGGGAAAAGAGAGGCAGAAGCUGGAUGCCGCUGGUGGAUCUGGAGACCGAAAAGAUGAAUCUGGAGAAGGAGAGACUGCAGCUGGAGAAGGAGAGGCUGCAGUUCUUUAAAUUUGAAGCUGGCAGACUGCAGAUUGAAAGAGAGCGUCUGCAAGUGGAGAAAGAGAGAAUGCAGCUACACAAAGACCAUCAUUCAGUAAAAGCCUGAUAAAAAAAAUCACAAUACACUUCAUCAGCAGCAAAUAUAUCCUCUUAAGCGUCCUUAAAGAUGGUGUGACACACCUAAAUGAUCAUUCUAGAUCGAACUUAGGCCAAGGAGAAGCUUUACAUUGAGCACAGGCAUGGUUAUGACCAUCACGAUGAAGUAGUGCCUUUUGAUGUCUACAUAGAAUGAAUUACAGGACAAAAAUGAUGGCACGCUGUUAAAAAUGUAGGAUUUGAUUUGGACACCCAGCUGUAAACAUAUUUGAUUCAGUAUGUGCAGCAACUUUUAACAGUCAGUCUGUCCCCUACCCAAACAAACCACUACACAAAGUGUUAAUGGUUGAAUGCUGCAGUGGAAAUAUAAUGAAUCCUUACCGGUGUAGAGAAGUUUUUAUAUGAAACAAUAAAUAAUUAGGCAUUAAAUAAGUGCUGUUUUAUGUAUCUGGAGCAUGGGUGCUUGCUUAUGUAAUUUAGCAUUUAACACUGAAAGAAAAAAAAAAACUUUUCUUGUACAGAUUUCAUGCUGUUUACAUUUUUAGGUGUUUGUAUUCAAACAUCAUUUUAUGAUUAUAGUUGUGACUAUAUCUUUUGUUCAUAUUUUUUGAAGACUUCUAGGCUUCUCAUUGGGAAAAGAACUGAAGUUACUAAUAACAAGUACAAUAAAGCUAUGGCAGCUAAAUGUGAAUCACCUGUCACCCUUUUUCUAAUUUAAAUUGCCUUUUUCCCACUUUAUAUGGACUAUUCAUUUAUUUAAGUGUUGAACGUGUAAUGUGCAUGUUGGAAAAUAACAAUUUUUUAAAGUUAAGUUUUACUGGUUAUAUAAAAACUGUCAUCUGCUACUUUACUGAAGUUUAAGUCAUCCAGUAUGAUUAAAUGCACUGCACAAUAUAUUUUAUAUAAUCAUUACAAAUUUAUGUGUAAAAUAAAUGUCACUUUCACAUUUACAUUUGUUUAAUGUA